CUUGCUCCAAAUUUGCGAGGUGAUAGCAAGAUCUUUUCUACGUUUUUCCUCAAGCCAAAACAAAAUGGAGGUUCCAUCACUUUGUGCUAGUGGCUGUGGCUUCUACGGUUCUUCUGCCAACAAGAACCUUUGUUCAAAGUGUUACAAAGAUUAUCUCAAAGUCACCAAAUCAAAUGAGUGUGAAACCAAGAACUUGAAUGACCAAGUUUUUGUUCUUGAUCAGUCAUCAACUUCUGAAGAUUCUAACACUGAUGCUAUGGUUGAUGUUACUCUCACCGACGCUGAGGGAAUGAACAACAAGCGAAAGAGGUGCAAGUGCUGCAACAAAAAGGUUGGGCUAUUAGGGUUUGGAUGCCGUUGUGGGGAUGUGUUUUGUGGAACACAUAGAUACCCGGAGAAGCAUGCAUGCAAAGUGGAUUUAAAGGAAAUUGGUCGUCAAGGUUUGGUUAAACAAAAUCCUGUAUGUAUCGGUGAUAAGUUAGAACAUAAGAUUUAAGGAUUGGGUUUGGAUUCAUCGUUCUGCUUUGUCAAUUUGUGUACGAUUUCUCCCAGUAUUUUCUGUUAUGAUGAUAGGAAUCGAUAGGUAUUAGGUGUUAUCAACAUUCCAUCAUGAAUUGUAAAUGUUGCUCUAUUGAUUAUGAAUUUCUUACUCAUUAUUUGUCAUUUAA
Molecule: messenger RNA, 668 nt
Organism: Glycine soja
Lineage: Eukaryota; Viridiplantae; Streptophyta; Magnoliopsida; Fabales; Fabaceae
Product: putative zinc finger A20 and AN1 domain-containing stress-associated protein 8
Exons: 1
Coding region: 65-496 (143 amino acids)
Molecular function (GO): DNA binding; zinc ion binding
Source: RefSeq, a predicted model, not a curated record